This is a messenger RNA of Symbiodinium sp. CCMP2456, 4077 nucleotides long. The record is from the annotation of a GenBank genome assembly. Lineage: Eukaryota; Dinophyceae; Suessiales; Symbiodiniaceae.
GAUGGUAGCCCGCCACGGCGCUCGGCGACAAACUUUCCACGCUGUCAUGGGCGCUGCUUCGUGCGUGCGCAGGGCAGGACUGAGAUGGCCAACUUUGAAGCGGAUGUGUUGCACGUGUUCGAUGGUUUCCUGGAUGCGGCAUUGCUAAUAGCGAAGCCGAGGAGGGGCGAGCCCAACUAUGCCUUCAAUCCGAGUUUGUGGAAACGCCAGUGUACGUCCAUCGAGCAGGGCAUCAAGGUCUGGGCUGUGGGACAUGGGCUGUUUGGCCCGGGUUCUCCGUGGUAUGGCCCGGCUGUGACCUGCGGCCAGCUUUCCAAGGUUGUCUGGGGCACAGGCGGCAGACUGGCUGUGUUGCAGAGCUCGGCGGCAGUCCAUCGUGGGUGCAGUGGUGGUGCACUGGUGGCCGCAGAGACCGGUGAGUUGCUUGGCAUGGUCACUACCAAUGCCAAGCAGCAGGACGGCGCCGUGCUACCGCACAUCAACUUCAUUCUGCCCGUGAGCCUGUUGUCUCCAUUGUUCAGCUUCUUGGAGACAGCGAGUGAGCCGGGAGCUCUGCCGAAGCUGAUUCAGGAGCUGGAGGCAGCAGGCGCCACUCCCGAAGAACGGGGGCUGUGGAGGCUGGAGCCGGAGCAUCCGAAUCUUCCAAGUCGAUUGUUAGCGAGGAAGCAGCACGUGCUGGAGAGCUUGGAUGAGCUUGAAAAGGUUGCCAACGUAGAGGUCCCGCCUGGCAACAAGGGCAUAGCCUUUGUCAGCUACAAGGAUCCCAGUACUGCUUCGUCGGUUGUAGCCCACCAGCAGCACGAGGUGAAGCCUGGCCUUGUGCUUAUUGCUGCCCCAGCAUUCGACAGACCUCAGCAGGGGUCCAAAGGAGGAGGCAAGGGUGGCUUCGGUGGCUGCGGUGGCGGCUGCAAUGCCUUCAAUGGUGCCUGUGGUGGUUGUGACCUCGGCAGCUUCGGAGGCUUCGGAGGUGCUCCCUGCAAUGGAUGCGGCUUUAGUGACUUCUCCAUGAUGCAGGGAUUCCAGAAUGGUUUCCAAGCCGGUGCAAACCAACAAAGCUUUGGAGCACCGGCCUUUGCGCAGGGAGGAUUUGUCCCACAGGGCAUGCCCGGUGGCUUUCCUGUUCAUGACGGCAUGGCCUGGAGCUCAGCCUUCCGCGUAGCAACUGCGGUGCUUGAGACGCCCGUGCAGCUGGCAGCUGCUGCACCACAUCGCAACUGGACAGUCGGUGCUGCAGAGGAUACGGGUGCAGCGGAUUUGCUGCAGUCGUUCUUGGAAGACCGAGCGAGCAAUGCAGUCAGUGCCGCUCAGCUCCGCUGCGGCCUGGCCAAGCUUGGCUUCGAGCUGAGCGAUGAGGAGUUUCUGGGAGUUUACGAGAAGCUGGGGAAGGACGCUAAUGGACACGUACUGCUGGCAGAUCUUGACAAGAGACUGACCCGCACCGGAACCAAAGAGCGCCAGAGAAGCAAGCCGACUGCGGAUACGGAAGUGCAGCAGAAGCGUGCGGCUUCACAUGUCCCCAGCUUGCGAACCGAUGUCGGGGCCUCUGCACAGACGGAUGCUGCAGCCGCCCAUGCGCCGACCGUGCCUGAUUGGCUGGCAGGCAAUGACAGGCACGGGGCCUUGACUGAACGUGAAAGGCGCAUGGCCAGCCACCGCCGGAAGCCAGUCGAGCUGGUGCCUUUGACAGACAGCGACUUGGUCCUGGCCAAAAUCCGGAGCCUGCUUCUUCGGAGGAAGGUCAGAUCCGUGGAUGUCCUCAAGUGCCUGGAUGCCAGGAGGACUGGGUCCGCCUCCAGGAAGGAGCUGUGCAGUGGCUUGGAAAGGCUCGGCGUCGGCAAGCUGUCCGCCUCUGAGAAGAGAGACUUGUUUGGGGCUUUGGACUCGGCGAACAGCGACAACAUCAAUCUCACAGAGUUCCUUACUUCACUGAAACAGGCGGAGAAGAAGGCGCGUAGCCAGGGCCAGGACGAGCUCAUCGACACUUGGAAGCCUCCCUCGGAGCUGGCUGAUGUUUUCACCAGCACCACGACGGAUUGGUCAAAGCGCACCCUCAAGUUCGACAACGAUUUCCCUGACAAUGAACGCGGGGCAUCGAAAUGCUUGACAAGCCGUGAGGUCUCUCAGUCUCUGGACUUUGACAUCUCACAAUCUGACUUCGAACUGGCCCCUCACGACAUGAUUGGGCUAAGCGAAACAACUUCGCCCCAAAGACUCAACGCCUCCAGCAGUUCUUGGCUGCAGGCCUCUGCAGGACCUCUAAGAGCGGCACUGGCAGCCCCCUUGGGUUGCGGCAACUUGCAUGACAACUACAUUUUGAGGCAACGGCUCGUGAGCAACACGCGGGCAUCGCAUCCACCCAGUCUGGAGAGCGAAAGACUCCCGCUUUAUAAGCAUGGCAGAUUCCGGCGAGCAAUCGCAGACACGCGAUGGGGAGCAGAGGUUGUUGGCCUUCCAGAUGAGCGAAUGCGUCGCACAUGCGAUGGGUGCCUGACUGCAAGCCGGCCUAGACGCCAAGACUUCAUGGAUCGCGGUAGGCAGAAGUUCAAUGCUCCGCUUCUCCAGUCUGUCGUUGACUCCGUGGUGUUUGGCACCACGAGGACCCAGAAAACGUCUGUUGUGCUAAAGCACCAAGUGCAUUGCAUCACCACGUUGAUUCCGAAUGUGUGGAUAUGCACAACGCAAUCCAGUGAGCUUGAAGCUUUUGAUGCGUCGAUGGCCGGCAGCUUAGAACUUGCAGAAAUGGACCGUUUCCUGUGGGCCUUGAAUGCAAUGCGAGGUUCCUGGGAGCCGGCCGUGGAGCUGACGUUUCUCAGACGAUACAGGCUGCGCAAUGGUGUUCUCGCAGACCAUUCGUCGUUCCUGUUCGAUAGUGACAAAACGAUUUUCCACUCCAAGAAGAGCGCGAACACGGAGUACAAGUCCUAUUCAGCUCUGGGCCUGCCCAACGUGUCUUUGAAGAUGCUCUUCAAGAUGGUUGUGGUGUCGAUCGCCUUGGCAGUCAUGCUGUACGGCACCAUAAAGGCGCUGAUGGCUGCCGUCAAAGAGCUUAUGGAGAUCAUCAGAAAGAUGACCAAUUAUGCGAGAAGCAUCACGCCGCCCGGUUCAGACAACUUCCCCGACAUACCUGGACUUAAGAUACCGAAGCUGAAGAUCCCGGACAUCCCAGGGAUUAGUCCACCGAAGCUUAGCCUAGGCUCGGCUGCCAAGAUGCUGGGAGAGGGAGCGGCGGCGCUGACGGCACCGCUGGCAAUUCUUGCUGCCAUUGCAUUGCUCAACAGGUACCGUAUCUUCAAGGCGAGGCUGUGGCCACCACUCUCAGGCCUUCCGGGUUUGCGAAAUGGCCUGUACCGUCUGCCUUACCGCGGUUUCAAGGGUGUGUUUUCGCACUUGCCCUACUUCGACCAGCUCUACAAUGCAGGAGGUCGCAAGCUGCCCAUUCUAGGCUUGCCCAAAGCCACGCUGAAUCCAGGCAAACAGCCUAUGGUGCCGGCUCGCAUCAACAAGCCGAGAAUCGAGGGUGCUGCAGCUGUGGACUAUGACACGGUCAUGAAAGAGUACGACUUCUCCCAUGGUGUCAACCUUGGAAAGAGCGUGCUGGUGCCCUCCAUCAUCCUGAACCUUUCUAUGCAGUUCAAGCGGUUCAAGGAGAUGAUACCAUUUAUGGGGCCUCCGACCGUGAAAGAAAUGUUUGGGACGGAGAGCCUCAUGAAGAAGCUGACGCGAGCUCUGGUGAAAGGAGCUAUGGCUUACGGAGCCUACAAGGCAACGGGCUUCGUUGCCGAGGGAACUUGCCGGUGGCCUUCAGCAUCACUGGCUGGACCCCAAGCUUCGAGCUUCACACUGCCAGAACAUAGGCUUGUGCUCGAGCAGUUCUCUGGGACAGGCUUUAACGGACAUCAUGAAAGUUAUCUGGGUGAGAGGCCCGCGAAGACCUCCCCAGUCAUCCAGGCUGCAAUGCUGGAAGAGGUGGUGGGCCUCGCAUUACCUCCGUGGCAGUUCUUUCUGGAGCAGAGCACCCUUUGUGACGAAGGAUGCUCGAAGAGUCGAAGAAGGGUGCAGCUGUACAACUUCUUGUAA